GAGGAAAGAGUGCUUCGAUGUCACGGUCAGUCGGGCGGGAAAUGAGCGGCUAGGAAGCGUAACACGGCAAUGUCCCGCAGUUGUCGUCGAGCUAGCGCGACAUGAAGCGAGCAGUACCUGGCACAGGGACGCGCGACUGUUCUUUAUCUGAAAUGUGUCUCUCUUAUCGCGCUCCAGCCACGAAAGCGUGGACGUUAACAGCACCGCGUGACUCGUGCACUUUGAGACGGAGACGGUUCAGAAGUAUCCAGUAUCAAGCAUGAACAAAUCUGUGGAGAAUCUGUUGAUAUCUAGCCACGAGGUAAUCAGUAGCAUCAAUUCUUCGAGCUUGAGCAGUCAAAAUAAUUUGGGUAACGUUGCACCCGUGGAUAAUCAGACUCAGGAGUCACCGGUUGGCUCUGCCGUCGAGCGUAGCAGUCCUGUGUCCAGUCCCAACUUAUCCCCACGUCCCAGUCCUAGAGCCCAUUCCAGGCGAGAGUAUUCCAGGUUGAACUCUGAUUCUUCGGCCAAAGAGUCGCUUCGUACAAACAAGUCGGAGGAUCAGCUGUCUCAGAAUUUGAUAAGCAGAUCGUCCGAUUCGGCAGAGCUCGGCAAGAGCUCGUCCCACGAGGGCAAAAAAGAGUCGCGUGGCAGCGAUCGCAGCAAGAAGAAGUCGUCCUGGUAUAAUGUGCUUUAUCCCACAUAUAAAUCUCGUUCCGAGGACUUUAAGCGAAUAUUUAAAGACGUGCCCGAUGAUGAGAAAUUGGUGGUAGAUUAUUCUUGUGCUCUGCAGCGUGAAAUAUUGGUACAUGGUAGACUUUAUGUGUCUCAAAACUAUGUGUGUUUUUAUGCUAAUAUAUUUAUGUGGGAGACAUUGGUCUCCUUACGUUGGAAAGACGUUACAUCCAUUACCAAAGAAAAAACUGCGCUUGUCAUCCCGAAUGCUAUCCUGAUAUGCACCGUUACUGACAAGUUCUUCCUAACAUCGUUUGGAGCGAGAGAUAAAACGUAUGUGAUGUUGUUUCGCGUUUGGCAAAAUGCUCUCAUUGGCGAGGUAUGCAUCAUAUUAUUAUACAACUAACUGCAUAGAAAUCUUUCUCAUU
Molecule: messenger RNA, 1082 nt
Organism: Ooceraea biroi (clonal raider ant)
Lineage: Eukaryota; Metazoa; Arthropoda; Insecta; Hymenoptera; Formicidae
Product: GRAM domain-containing protein 1B
Biological process (GO): intracellular sterol transport
Cellular component (GO): plasma membrane; endoplasmic reticulum membrane; endoplasmic reticulum-plasma membrane contact site
Molecular function (GO): sterol binding; sterol transfer activity
Source: RefSeq, a predicted model, not a curated record